This is a messenger RNA of Scylla paramamosain (green mud crab), 2319 nucleotides long. RefSeq lists its product as uncharacterized. Lineage: Eukaryota; Metazoa; Arthropoda; Malacostraca; Decapoda; Portunidae. The record is from RefSeq and is a predicted model, not a curated record. Bases 870 to 2147 code for a protein of 425 amino acids. The transcript is spliced from 8 exons.
AAGAGUAUUGCCUACUUCAUAUUUCAUAUUGUUCCAAACCAAAAUAUUUGUUUAUGUUUUUGUUUAGGUUGAUUUUUGUUAGUUACGAGUACAUGUAGUGUUGAGGAUGAUUUUUGUUGCAGUUACACAUGUAUGUGUAUUAUAUACUGAGUAAUGAAACAAAUAACAAUAAUGGUGGGCAUGUAUGCUGGAAAGGAUUUGUUCUGGAUGAACAUCUUCCAUCAUAAGAUGGUCCUUAAGUACUUGUGGAAGAGAGAUGAGGAUGGUUAACAGAAAAGUCUCAUUAUGUAACAGUAAAUGAAUAAAUGAUAGCCAAAAAAAGAGAGGAACUGGCAACUCCCAUGCAUCAGAGGGUUGCCUGAGAAUGGUAAGAGAAAUGUCAGCAAUAAUUCAUUUCACUUAAUGUCAUUUAACUGUACCACUAUGGUAGUCAAUUUCAGAGGCACUUGUGGAGUGUACUGCUGAAUAUUUUAUGCAAAAUAGAGCCAAAUGUCAUACAUUAUGUUAUGCAGUGGUUUAGGGAAUAUACUGUUCAUGUUACUGAAGAUUGGCCCAGAAACAGUCUGACCUAAAUCCAGCUGAAAAUUGUGGUGAAAUGUAAAGAAAAAGUUGAAAGAGCAGCAAACCAGUCCAUUACUGAAAUUGAAGGUGGCUGCAGUAAGGAUGCAGAACAACAUUUCUAGUGAGACUGCAUAACUUGGUUGAUUGUUUCAAGUAGACUGAGUCUGUCAAGUGGAAGGAAAACAACUAAUAGUAUGGCCAGUGCAAGCGGAGAGGCACCAUCCUUAGCGCAGCAUCCUCCGAUUUUCCCCCUCGUUCCCUGUCCUGUCCACGAGGGGCUGAGUUAAGGCCCCGCACCCCAGCACUCGAUGAGCAAGAAAGGACCAAGGAAAAUGUUCCCUGGCCUCUUAGAAGAUCCUGAGAGCAGCCGGCGUGUUCACUGGGGCCAUGGUGAUGUGCUCAACCUUGUAGAAAAGGUUGGUGAACACUGGCAAGAGUUCUGCAAUGGUGUCAGGAAGAAAAAGUUUAUUUGGAAGGAUAUUGCAACUGAGAUGGGCCAGAUUGGUUUUGUUGUUAGCGGGGAUGAGUGUGACCGCAAGUGGAGAAAUCUCAAGAUUCGCUAUUUGGCAGUACUGGAGAAGCAAAUGAGUGGAGAGAAGUCUGCUCACCGAAUUGACUACUUUGAAAAGAUCCAUGCCUUCCUCAGUAAUGACCCUGUCACUUUGGCUUACUUGGAGCAGAGAAGCAUCCAGCAGAAGUGCAAGAUCUUAGCAGACCAGAAAGCUGAAAAUGAAGAGGAGUUGCCAGACUUAGAUGAUGCAGGUAUACUGGACUGGAGUGACAGAGCUGUGCAGCUGCUUCUGGACCUUCUGCUAGAAUUCAGGGAUUGGUUCACCGACCAGGACAAUGAUUGGGAUGACACCACUAUCUGGGAGACCAUCUCAGAACAAAUGAAGCUGGAGGGCCACCAGCCAUCAUCAGAACAGUGCUGUCGCAAGUGGGCUUCAUUGACCAUGGAUUAUCAGCAUCACAAAACAGAGGCUGAGGCCACAGGGUCAGUACCACUUUGGCCAUACUAUACGCGUGUCCGACAUGUCCUGGCCCAGGUGGGUAGGCCAACUGUCAGCAAGGUUAACACCUCAGUUACACUUGAUUCAGGUUCUAAAAAGUCCUUCAAACGGGGAAUGAAAAGGACAAGAAGUGAUACUAAGACAAGAACAAUACAUAUCUGCAAGCGAGAGAUUCAGGAUAUUGACAAUACUACUGAGGAGCAAACUGAAGUUGCUACUGCUUAUACAGAAUUAGGCCUUUCAAGGGAGCAGGAAGUUUCAGGCAGGACUACUACUACAGGCACAGCAAAGGAUGCUUUGCAGUCAGGGGAUAUUCGGGAGAUCUGCCAACGUUUAGAGAACAUAGAAGAGAACAUGGCUAUCUGCCGCCGCCUGGAUCACUUGGAGGCCCAGUUAGAUGCUGCAGCUGAACACCGUCGGGCUCAACAGCAGACCAAUACUCUUCUCAGCCAAGUUCUGACUGAGUUAUCAGCACUGCGCCGCACCCUCAGCACAAGGCCUGCUCACAAGGUACAGGAUCCAACAGACCUGUCCUCUGGCAUCACCAUUGUGGUGCCUCAGUCUCAGCAGCUCUAGUGAGGAUCCUAAGCCCAGGAAUGAAGAACCAAAGGCCCAAAGACCCAAAUGCCGUGGAUCUGAAGAUCUGUUAUUGUUUGGUACUCUAAAUAAAAGUCUUUUGUAGUGCACAAAAUGGUGUGUAUGAAAUUGUUAUGUGAAUAUUUUUAGUAAAAAGAGUAAUUGUUUUUUA